AUGACUGAGACCGCUAGCUCAGAACAGCCGUCCAAGCAGUUCAAGAGAAAUUAUGUGGCUUGUUUAAAUUGCCGUGUGAGGAAAGUCAAGUGUGAUCUAGGAGACCUCAAGAAGCCCAACAGCAAAUGCGCCAGGUGUGAACGAGAGAGACGUGAUUGUGUAUUUGUUGAGUCAAAGAAGCGGAAUUUGCAAAGACUACGUAUAGCGCAAUUGCAAGGAAGCAAAGAUGCCGUUUCUGGUAUUCAUGGCUCGCCUACCAUGUCGCUGACUUCGAAUGGUAAUACUCCGGCAAUAACCGCUCAUCCCUCGGGUACUCCCGACAGCAAGGUUACAACUGAUACAGAACCCUCAAAGCAUUUUUCAACUAUGGAUGGUCCUUUAGCCUUUCUUGCAAAUGCUGCUGGUAAGCUUGCAUCUGCAGACGAACGAAACAGGGUUGAUAGUCGUCACAUGUACGGUCAGCUACAGGAAUCGUCUCCGUUUCCCGUCCUGAGUGAGAGAUCCAGGCUUCUUGGCCAGCCUAAUAGUCGUUCUGUGAUUGUGCUGCCUGUUGCUUCGAAAGAAAGUGCAAACGGAGAGUAUUUUCAUCGAAAAGCAUCCUUGCCCAACAGUUAUAUGGCUCCACCGAUGGGUAAAUCAGCCACCGUUCCUUCGUCAGCUCCUGCAAGCGAUCCCCCAAGUGCAUCCAUCGAUGGCGCAGGUUCCCAGUGGCCAUCUUAUUUCAGUCGACCUGAGAAUCAAUCUCAACGUUUGACGAUGCCUCCAGCUGAGUCCGAAGCUGAAAUACGGCCUCGAGGAACCCUGGAUUUGAACUCUAUCGUCUAUAUAGGUGAAGAUGGUAUCCUCACAGCAGACGAGGCUGCAUACUUUAUUGAGAUGUUCUUCACCACAAUGCAUCCUUUCUUCCCACACAUACCCCAAUUUUUGCAUCUGCCUUCUGUGUUGGCGGGCUACCCUAUUCUCCUUUGCGCUGUUCUCACUAUUUCGUCGAGAUACCACUCCCUUAAUCGCACCACCGCAGAUGGUGUUCCUAAAAAUAUCGAUGUUCACGACAGACUUUGGCUCUACGUUCAGCGGCUCAUCUCACAGACUGUGUGGGCCGAAGCAAGCACAAGAUCCAUAGGAACAGUUUUUGCGUUCCUUCUCUUCACAGAAUGGAAUCCCAGAGCUAUACACUGGCGGUGGGCAGACUAUGCCAAUAGGAAUGAUGACCCAUGUGAUACGGCAAUGUCAUCACAUCCUCUAACGUACGCAUCAUCAGUGGCUGAAGCAACUUCAGAUGAACCUGCUGGAUUUGGGGCCACCCGUCGCUCUUAUAGAAUGGCCUGGAUGCUCAUUGGUUCUGCGGUGCGUUUAGCACAAGACACUGGUUUCAUGGAAGUGAGUUCCAAAACCUUCUUAGCCACCCACAUUGCUGAAAUGAACAGUGUCAUGAACAUGAGUCGGCGAAGUAUGUUGGGGGCAUCACUCGCUGACGUUGAGCUCGAUCAUGAGGAUAUUUCCGAGGUCGAUAUGGAAUCAAGAGAAGACAACGAGUACAAGGUUCUCAAGAUGACGGAAGAUGAACAAAAGAGAGUCUCAUCGGAACAUGUGCUAUCGUUCACCAGACCUCAAAAGGCUCAGAUUGAAAUACUUCAAAUCAUGUCUUUGAGUCAUGAAUCUCUAUAUGGCUACAAAGCUCCUCUCGGUUCCUUGAAUCAGCGUCAAAACCUAGCUGUCCUCAAUAUCAUCAGCCCAAUGAUUAAUAACUGGGCACGAAAAUAUGGAGACUUGAUGACUAUCUCGACAAAGACGGUUCGAAAAUUCAAUGUCAAUGACUACAACUCAUUCGACCCAGACGCCGCAAAGACACUCGCUGCAUACAUUCAAGCUGAAUCUUUUAUCUUCGAAUAUAACUACGCAAAGCUUUAUGUUUACUCCUUGGCCUUGAGUCCCUCUUCUAAAAAUACCCAACAGUCAAGUGGAAAAGUCAACUUAAAGCUCGACGAAAUAUCGAAGAGCGCUAAAUACAUCAAGCAAGCCUUCGCUGCAGCAAAUGAAAUUUUACAUAUGGCUCAUAGAGUUCACAAAGUGAAUAUGCUUCGUUUCAUGCCGGUUCGAUGGGUGACAAGAAUCGUGCGUGCUGUUGCAUUCAUCGUUAGAUGCUACUUGACCAUCACCGCUCACAAAUCUUCAGCUAAUGAUGAGAACGCCUCGGGAGUAAGUAGCGACAAUCUCGAUGCUACAAUCCUAUCGCUUUCCUUGAUCUCGGUUCAAACAAUUGUGCUGAGUAUUCAAAAGGCUGCUGUCACGCUAAGAGAUUGUUCUCCAGAUGAACUUCAUCUCUGCACUAGAUACUCCAACGUAUUGAUGUUCUUAUGUUCAGAAAUGAGAAGCAAGCUCAAGCAGUCUGGCGGAGAAGACGAAAUUGAUAGUAGCAACUUUCGUCCCCAGAAGAGCGAAGAUGGACUCAAAUUAAAGGAAGAGGAUGGCCAGCUUGGGUUUCAACCGCAGACGAUUCCGCAAAGUUACGCAGAUUACACGGGUCCUAGCCAAGAGGUUGGUCAAGUUCCAUCUUCCUUCGGAGAGUCAUCGCAAGCUCCAAAUAGUGAUCUCACAUACUUAGCAAAUAGUGAGCUCAUGGAAUGGAUCAUGAACAAUCGUGACGUGGGACUUGACUUUGUUGGCCCUUGGACAGAGCUUAUAGAGCAGCAACUAGAGGAUCAGCAUUUUGAUUUCAACGAUGGGCUAAACUUCACCAAUCCCUAA
Candidozyma auris is the source of this 2748-nucleotide messenger RNA. RefSeq lists its product as uncharacterized. Lineage: Eukaryota; Fungi; Ascomycota; Pichiomycetes; Serinales; Metschnikowiaceae. Gene Ontology annotation, molecular function: DNA-binding transcription factor activity, RNA polymerase II-specific; zinc ion binding. The transcript has a single exon. The coding region runs from base 1 to 2748 and encodes 915 amino acids. The record is from RefSeq and is a predicted model, not a curated record. Gene Ontology annotation, biological process: positive regulation of transcription by RNA polymerase II; aromatic amino acid catabolic process. Gene Ontology annotation, cellular component: nucleus.